Messenger RNA from Cariama cristata (Red-legged seriema), 1614 nucleotides. RefSeq names its product growth hormone secretagogue receptor type 1-like. Gene Ontology annotation, molecular function: G protein-coupled receptor activity. Lineage: Eukaryota; Metazoa; Chordata; Aves; Cariamiformes; Cariamidae. Gene Ontology annotation, cellular component: plasma membrane. The transcript has 5 exons. Bases 1 to 1614 code for a protein of 537 amino acids. The record is from RefSeq and is a predicted model, not a curated record. Gene Ontology annotation, biological process: G protein-coupled receptor signaling pathway.
AUGGGCAGCACGGGAAACGGCCACAAAAAGUCAAGCAGCUCCAGCCAAUUUCCUCAGAAACUGUACCGCGUGCCAGGGAACUCCGGCACCCCGGGGACCUCCCGGCACAACAGCAUCGUCAUUGCCGACGGCAGGAAAGCCAUCCUGCAGGUGAAGCAUCUCGUGUCUGCCAGGCGCGGUGACCACCUGUUUCUGUCAAAGGAGAAGACGAAGCCAGACCUGCCCUCAGCUUUGAAACCAGACAUGGGCUCCAUCUCAAAUCAGAGCUGUAUCAGAAAUGACACGAACUCCUCUGAAGAUCAGUCUUUUUCUUUGUUUGACGUCCAUGUUUUGGUGCCCGUGACUAUAAUUUCCAUCAUCCUGUUUUUCUUAGGAGUCUCCGGGAAUUUGAUAACGAUAGUCAUUUUUAGACGCUCGCGGGAGAUGAGGACGACAGUGAACAUGUACCUGUCCAGCAUGGCGCUGUCGGACACGCUGAUUUUCCUUGGCCUGCCUUCAGACCUCUACCGCCUUUGGAAGUACAAGCCCUCCAUAUUUGGGGAUUUUCUCUGCAAGUUCGUCUUUUACCUGAGCGAAACGUGCACAUACUGCACCAUCCUGCACAUCACCACGGUGAGCGUGGAGAGGUACUUUGCCAUCUGCUUUCCCCUGAAAGCCAAAGCGACCAUCACCAAGUGCCGCGUGAAAGGGAUCAUCCUAGCACUGUGGGGCUGCUCCCUCCUGACCGCUGGCCCCAUCCUCUUCCUCUUCGGGGUGGAACACCCCGACGGCAGCCUGCCCCAGGAGAGCCAGGAGUGCAGGUCCAUCGAGCGUGUGGCCCGCACGGGGCUGCUCGAGAUGAUGACCUGGGUCUCCACCAUUUAUUUCUUCUUGCCAAUGCUCUGCUUGACUCUGCUGUACGGACUCAUCUGCAGAAAGCUCCGGCGGAGCGGGCAGCGGCUGCCGGGCUGCUGGGCUGCGGGCAGGAGAAGGUCGCACACGCAGACUGUCAAAAUGCUGGCUGUCGUAGUCUUGGCCUUUGUGCUGUGUUGGCUCCCGUUCCACGUUGGCCGAAUCCUCUUCGCCCAGAGUGAAAUCAUCCUGCAUGACCUCACGCAGUACUUCAACCUCAUCGCCAUGCUUCUCUUCUAUCUCGGGGCUUCUAUAAACCCCAUACUUUACAACGUCAUGUCACACAAAUACAGGAAAGCGGUGUUUCGUGAGAUAGGUUUCGAACAUUUUAGGAAGGUUGGAGUCAAUUCACAUUAUUCCUGCACAGAGGGGCAGGCACGGGGGGAAGCUGGGCUGUUCUCUUCAGUGAACUUAACCAGCCGUGCUGCCAAGCUUAACUGUCCACAAAGCUCCUGCGAAGGGAUUUGUCUCCUGUUUUUGAGGACUAGACAUUUUGUUCAUGACAGACCUGUGAAACGUAAUUCAAGUUACUUUCUUCCCACAGAAGCAGAGAGAGAUAAAGUGGAGGUUAAAGCCAGGCCAGCUGUUUGCUCUCAGCAACUAACCCUGAUUACAGAGGACCCAGGAUUACCCUUUCUACAAGAAAUCUGUGUUCGGUAUUUGGAAAGGAUGUGCCAACCCAGCCUCACUGUUAGCCAGCAGCAAAAGUGGAAACGCACGUAA